Molecule: messenger RNA, 1365 nt
Organism: Fusarium pseudograminearum CS3096
Lineage: Eukaryota; Fungi; Ascomycota; Sordariomycetes; Hypocreales; Nectriaceae
Exons: 1
Coding region: 1-1365 (454 amino acids)
Source: RefSeq, a predicted model, not a curated record
AUGGCACAUCUCUUCGACGAGUUGGCAGUUCUGAAAGACGAGUUGGAAGAACAACUAACCGAAUAUAUCAAGAGUUUUAUACUUACCGUCCCACAGGAGUGCGAAGGCAUCUUGCUAAAGAUGAUACUUGAAUCGAGGCGCUGCAUGAGGGGAAGCCUCCAGUUUGACUUCGAAGAUAACUUUCGCGACAUCGUACCGGAGUUUUGGUAUUGGGAUCUGCCGGAGUUGCCAGCACCUAAAGCUGCUAUGAAGGAAGCCAAAAAGAAUUCUGAGAAGAUUUUUUCCAGCUACAAUCUUCUCAACCAGAUCCUUCAACGUCAUGAGCCGACUAUACAAAAACGUUGGACCAAGAAAACGCGUGAGCAAAGACGUGAGAUUCUGCGCAAAGCUUGGCCCAACAUGCCCACAACACAUCGUCCUGACUGGGCAGCCUUUGAAGCAGAGCACCAGGCCACGAGAAAUACCAGAGAAGGUUCCAUGUUCAAGGAGUGGUUCAUGUGGCCUCACAUCAACCAGGAAGACUUGUCGCAACCCAAACUGAUGCUUCUCCUGUUGAAUGCACGUGGUAGAAACAUCCCUCCCAUCUUCGCUGCGGCUGACUGGGAAGCUAUGCAUGUUGGUCAAGUCACUGAGGCGCUGCCAACCCCGUGGGUCGAUAAAUAUACUAUGAUUAUGAAUGGUGCAACGACAUCCGAGGAGUAUGGUAAGAUGGUUGAAUGGGAUAAAAAUACAAUUUCGGAACCAGAAGUAUGGAUCUACGAUGGCAUACAAUUUUGGGUAGGUGAAGGAUUGCUCGUUCUUAGAACUCAAGUUCGUACCUUGGAUUUCCUGGUUAAUUGCUGCUACCAAAUUCUCCACGAAAUCCCGCCAGACGAAUUGACCGGCAGUGCCUAUUCGGUUCAGCCAGGGCCAUCUUUAAAGACUGGCAUCGAUGAGUUGGGCUACUCCUCCAUUGCGACAAUGGCUGCCGAGGUACCAUACAUAGUCCCCUCGGACCUUAACCUCGAUCGUCUGGCUUCCCUGCUCGAGGCACAAAUGUCAGCAAUGGAAUAUCAUAUUUGGUCUCUACGAGAGGACCCUGGAUAUUUCGAAACGGAGCUACUUGAGAAAAGGGAUCAUUCGUAUGAGUCUGUGCCUGAUAAGGACGGGAAAAGCCACCCUCUUACUAUGAAAAUCAAUGAGGACAAGCUCUGGGGCUCGCUGGUAACCCGAGUCGCUGCUGAUAGCUAUUGGAAGCUUGAGAAUAUGGCUUUACUGCACCGUAAAGCACGGAAUUUAAGUGUGCUUCACAACAAGUACAAAGACCAGGUCAAGCCGACUGAAGAGCUGCUUGGAGAAUACCGCGUUGCCCUCAACACCUUCUAA